This is a messenger RNA of Arabidopsis lyrata subsp. lyrata, 2538 nucleotides long. RefSeq names its product protein FLC EXPRESSOR. The transcript has 4 exons. Bases 23 to 841 code for a protein of 272 amino acids. The record is from RefSeq and is a predicted model, not a curated record. Lineage: Eukaryota; Viridiplantae; Streptophyta; Magnoliopsida; Brassicales; Brassicaceae.
AGACAAUCGGAGAUCGGAAACUAUGGCCGGACGAGACCGUUAUCUUCCAUCGUCGGCAGUUUCAACUUCAUCAUCUUCAAGAUUAGUAGAAUCUCAAUUAAUCGAAUCCGAUCGAAAUCGAGCUCGAUCUGUAAUCCUCGAGGAUCGAAUCGCAAUUCAACACCGUGAAAUCCAAUCUCUUCUCAACGAUAACCAACGAUUAGCUGUGGCACACAUUGGAGUCAAAGACCAGCUCAAUUUAGCCAAGCGUGAGCUCGAACGGUUACUUGAAACCGCUGCUAAAGUUAAAGCGGAAGGAGAAGCUAAGGUGCGAGAGGUUUAUCAGAAUGCGUUGAGGAUGGAGGCGGAGGCUCGUGUGAUUGAUGGACUUGGAGCUGAGCUUGGUCAGGUUAGGUCUGAUGUACAGAGGUUAGCUAAUGAUAGACAGGAGUUAGCUACGGAGUUGGCUAUGCUUGAUGGUGAGAUGGUUAAAGCGAAACCGAAUUCGGAUCGAGCCAUUGAGGUUAAGGCGGAGAUUGAGAUUCUUAGAGGAGAAGUUCGUAAAGGAAGGGCUGCUCUUGAGCUUGAGAAGAAGACACGAGCUAGUAACCUUCACCAUGAACGCGGUAUGGAGAAGACUAUCGAUCACUUGAAUCGUGAGAUUGUGAAACUUCAGGCAGAAUUGGUUAAUCUGGAGACCAAAGCUAGAGAAGCAAAUGCAGAUGCUGAGGCAGCUCCAAACCCAAGCCCUGGAUUGGCUGCAAGUUAUGGAAAUACGGAAAACAUUUAUGGAGGUCAAUCCCGGCAAUACCCGGAGGCCAAUGGUUCUCACGAGGCACACCUCAUUUAUCUUCUAAUUUAACGUUAUCCCAAAUUUUGCGAUCUCAAAUUGAGCAAAGGGAGAACAAGAAGGGUGGCAUAUUUUGGUAACCUAUAUCAUUCGAAGAGGAUCAUAAUGUAUUCUUAAAAUACGAAACAAUAUAGCAAAAAUACCAUGAAACUUUAGAGGAAAAAGAAGAUAAACCUUAUCUUCCAGCGCGUGUGUGUCACGCUCUGUGUGUGUGUGUGUGUGUCACGCUCUGCGACUUCUCUCCCAGCCAAACCACACCGGAAAGCUCAGAUCUGCACCGCGAUUCGCCUCUCCGGUCACUGGCGCUCCUCGCCGUGGCUGUGAGAGGGACCCCCUUUGCCUCCUGCGUUGAUUGGGCACCUCCUCUCCGGCGAUUUGACGAGCAAUAGAAGACGGUUGUGUGUGGUUAGAUCUACGGUGACUCUUUUCUGCGGCUGAAAAGGCGUCGGCUUGUCUCUGCUCCCUUCAGUUAACAUGGCGAUUCCAUCUCACCGAAGAUCUAGCUCCGCCACAGGCUUGCUCAAGGACGGCGGCUAGGGCUGAGUUAGGUUUUUCUAAGGUGGCUCUCGGCAAGUUUUCCACGCUGCAUUUCUUUGUAGCGUGUCUCCUGGGUUUGUCUCAGGCGACGAUUAGGGUAUUCUCCGACAAGUGGUGAGUGAAAGGGGAUCAUUCUAAUCUCUUUCUCUUACCCUUUGGCGUGCGGCGGAUCUCCUCAGAAGGUUUCUCGACGGUGUUUCUUGCUCUGUCAGGGAUUGGUAAGCUUGCUUCUCCCUCCCUUUGUGAUUGCUGCUUGUUCUCCCGAUCUGCUCUCUUUGCUCCCGCCCUGUUGAGGUUCCGUUUGGCUCCCUGGUUCGUUGCCUCUUUUUGGAGUGUGAUGAUCUCUGUCGCUUGUAGUGCUUUGGUUUGGUGGUUAGUGAUUUGGUUGCAUUCCUCCGGCUAGUCCGAUUUAUAGCUUCUGUCCUCGUUGGGAUCUUUUCCAAAGUGUCUUUUUGGCGCUGUAAACUUGACUUUGUCCGAGAUCUGAUAUACUUAUGCAAGUUUCUUGUGAGUUUCGGCUGGAAGGAGUGGCUGUCUCUGCUUGAUCAUAGGAUUGAGGGCUGCCUUAGAUCGCAGAUUCGAUGGCAAUUCUCCACGCAUCUCUGGCCAUGUCGCACAAGUGUGCUCUGUUUUUGAUGUUCGGAUUUGUCUGCGGCCAUGUUUUGCUUCCUCAUUCUCAAGGCUCUCUUCCUUCAGCUAAGUGAAAGUUUGCGUGGCUCGUAAAGCUUCAGUUUUGGUCGGGUUACUCUGUGAUUGACCCUUGUGUUUUGGAGGUGUUAGUAUGGCUUUUGGAGGAUAAGAUGUUGCUCAUGUCCAUGCUACCGACAUCUGGAGGAUCUUAGUAGAGGACAGCAUUGCCUGCCGAUAUCAGCUCGUGUAGCUCCGCAACUGUCAUGACUCGGGCUCACGUUGAAGGGACUUCCGCUCCGCUUUGCGUCAAUCUAAUGUUUAGCCAAUCCUUUUCUGCUCUUGCUUUCUGCCAUGUUUUUGCUUAGGGGAGUCUUCUUAUCGAGUUCACUUCAUAGUCUUUUACCAAGAGCUUCACCGCUUAAGGUUUUAGUCGAUGAUUUGAUUUUCGAAUGUCUAUGCUUCCAUGUUUUUUAAACUUUUUUGGCAUGGGACCAUGUUUUUAGGAAUUACUUAUGUAAAACCUCAACUUUCAUUUCUUGAAA